Copidosoma floridanum is the source of this 366-nucleotide messenger RNA. RefSeq lists its product as uncharacterized. NCBI's taxonomy places the organism in Eukaryota, Metazoa, Arthropoda, Insecta, Hymenoptera, Encyrtidae. The record is from RefSeq and is a predicted model, not a curated record.
AUGGAGAAGAAAAGUAGCGCGUGCCAAUAUUCUGCUUGUCCGGAUGCCGUUGAGCAUCGCCCACCAUACGACGAGUUUUGCCACGAAGUGGAUGGUAAUAUUUUGUCGGUGAAGGUAACCAAAAAUUUCGGCAAGAUACAAAACGAUGCACAACAAGCCGAUUCCUCUGAUUGCGGUGAUGAAAGUGAAUUCAAUUUCGAAAGCGCGAAAGUGAAUGUUAUACCGAACAAGGCAGCCCCAGCCAAGCUACCGGACACGGAGCAAAUCGUAUUGCGCGCGACCAAACAACUUAUUGGAUCCGAUGAGGUACGAAACAGCUUGGAAAUCGAGUUGAGAACGCCUAGGAACUACGAGCCCCUGCAGUAA